AUGGAUGACAAAAGCGAUAGCUUGUUCAGAGAACUCGAGGAACGUUAUUGCCCACCCCUCGACCAGGCCUUGUUUACGGCUAUCGUUUGCGACUAUGACCUUGCCGACUCGACUCAGAUUCAGCAACUUCGCGAUACCCUAGACGCUUUAAAGUUGUCUGCGUGGGAGCAGGAGGAUCUGCCUUUCGAUCCAUCCGGCACCAGCGGCUUGAGCGCAGCCAAUGGUUUGGAUGCGGACGGGAUACCCUCAGAUCGCAGUGUGUCGCAAAACGAUACUCUACCCUCACGCGAAACAGACGUGACCAGUUUUGCGUCGGACUUUUCCUCUGUUAGUCUGAGUGAAAAAGGGUCGAAAGCCAAUAAGAUAGACCGAUCCAGACUGUUUGAACGCGGUGCGUACACAAUUGGUGGAGAUGGUGUUCUGCGUCUGUCCGGGGCGACUCAGGAAGAUAAAAUCGAGUAUUUAGCAGAGAUGUUCCCUUCGGCCGAUUAUUUAACCAUCCAACACACGUUGAAAAAGUCUGGUGGAGAUGUUGAUCGUUCAAUGGAUGUCUUGCUCAACCUGGCCUUUUUCGAUGAACAAACCCCAAACGAAAAUAGCACCAAGGUUGCUAUUCCUAAAGGUGUUGAUGGUUUUGAGGACGGAUUGGACGGAGAGAUCUCGCGCAAAAAGGUUCGCAAACGUAAAGGGAAACCCAAAACCAACCGUAGUCAAGAAAUGUCUUCUUUGGACUCUGAUGGCUUUCACGCUUCGUGCGAUGGAAUCCGUGCCGUCAAUAAAUGGGAUGCAGCCCAAAAGGAUGUCGAAUUUGUUCAUUCUCGGACAUCACCCAUCUUGAAAAAGGAAGCAGUGAAAUCGGCAUAUCAUGCUAAUGGAGCGUCGUUACCAGCCACCAUCCGGUUUCUCGCUGGGGCUCAUGCUCCGGCGAAGGAGGAAGACAUCAGUCAAGACCCAGUCGCAUUUGCGCAAGUGGCCGAACUAACCCAGCAGUUCCCCUCUAUAGCGUCCACGACGUUUGCCGGACUUCUGAAGAUAACGAGAAGUUCAGUUUCGGCCGCUGGUGAACUAGCAGCGGCGAUGGUGGCUGCACCAGUCACCCCGGUCGUUUCUGAGCUAAUCAAAUUCACCACCUCACCGCCUCCUCUCGAGCUGGAUGACGAAACGCCCAAGCGAUGGACAGCUGCAUCACGAAUCGCCCGUGACUAUAACGCGGCGCGGGACUCAGCCGGAAUCCAUUUCGCAGCCGGCGCAGAGGCCCUGUCUAAAGCGGGCGUGGCGUACAGACGCGGCAAGUCUGAUCGACUGAUGGGCGGCGCGGCUGCUUACUAUUCCGCCGUGGGACGAGACCAUCUGGAGCGGGCGAAGCGCAAUGCUGCAGAUGCUGCGGACGCGCUGGUCGACUCUCAGUCGACCUCCAACAUGCUAGAUUUACACGGAGUCUCGGUCCAGGAUGCAGUGCGCAUCGCCAGCGAACGGGUCUCGGAUUGGUGGGAGUCCCUGGGUGAUGGCAAGUAUAUGCGAGGAAACGGCGACCCAAUCCGAGGAGGCUAUCGCAUCGUCACUGGAGUUGGACGCCAUAGUCAUGAUGGUACUUCACGUUUGGGACCAGCCGUGGGUAAGAUGCUGGCUCGUGAAGGGUGGAGAGUGGAAAUUGGUGAAGGCGUAUUGACAGUCACGGGUGUGAUCCGACGUCGUUAG
Molecule: messenger RNA, 1698 nt
Organism: Aspergillus tanneri
Lineage: Eukaryota; Fungi; Ascomycota; Eurotiomycetes; Eurotiales; Aspergillaceae
Product: Smr domain protein
Exons: 2
Coding region: 1-1698 (565 amino acids)
Molecular function (GO): ubiquitin binding
Source: RefSeq, a predicted model, not a curated record